This is a messenger RNA of Bradysia coprophila, 4280 nucleotides long. RefSeq lists its product as uncharacterized. NCBI's taxonomy places the organism in Eukaryota, Metazoa, Arthropoda, Insecta, Diptera, Sciaridae. The record is from RefSeq and is a predicted model, not a curated record.
UUUAGGUGGGAACUUGGUUUUGAGUGGAACUUUUGAAAAAUUAGCGAUCGGACGGUGAAUACAUCAAGACAGGCGAAAUAAUUUUUAAUGUGCGGUAUACGUGAUCGGUUGUGUUGCUUUUUUUUCUCUCUGUUGCAGACGCGAACGUAACGUGUAUUAUAUGCGAAUUGAAUAUUAUUUAUAAUAUGAAUGCUUUUGGUGCAGAAGAAGUUUGUGAAUAAAAAAAAAUAAUUUUAAAGUAAAAGAAAAGAAUUUACUUUUGAUAAACACGAAGGUGAGCGAAUCGGUUUCUUUACGAUAAGACACCGAUACGACAGUGAAGGAUACUAAAACUCAAAACGGAUAUAAAACGCAUAAAAAACACAGAAGCUCAAAAUGAAAUUGUUUGUGUUUAUAUUGGGCAUUUGCCAAAUUUAUAGUGUUUCAUCACAAGGAUUUAUACCCCCAUUCAGACCGGUCGACACAUUCAAUACACGUCGUCAACUAACACCAGUCCAGCAAACUCAUAUUCUUAGCGAUGUUCAACAGCAUCAACAGCAUCGGUUUUCGUUCCCACAAAAUCAGGUGGUCGAUAACCAACAAAAGAACUUCGGCCAGAAACCUCCGAAUGUUUUCAUCGAGCCAACCGUUAUUCAACAAUUGCCGACCCAGACAAGCAUACUAAACCAAAGACCACCACCGUUCCAGCCGAAUCAGCCGCAGUAUCGAUUCCCCCAAUCGUCCGUACGACUGAAUCCGCAACAAAGUCAAAAUAAUUUCCGAACCGCUCCAGCACCGAACGGUCGAUCGAAUAACUUUAACAACGAGAUUCACGUACAGCAUCAUACCCAGACGAACUUUAUUCCGAACUUUUCUCAGCAACAAUCAACCGUUGAACAGACUCGAUCGUCUAAUGUACAGUUUCCACAAACAACAUUCGAACGUAGUCAAAAUCAGGCUCCCCAACCUCAUCAGUUGCCCAAUCCUCAACUCCACCAACAGCCAUUGAAUCAACGGUCGAUUCCAAAUGGACAGAACAAUUUUCAAAUUCCACAAAAGCCGUUCCAGCCUUCGAUUCAACUUCCAUCACCGAGUGAACCUUUAUUGCCGACGCCAAAUGUUCAACAACAGGUCUUCCAGCAACAAAAUCCUGUACAACCUGUAUCCACACUACAGAGCCAAUUGUUCAAUCCUCAACCCCAAUUUUCGUACAAUCCCGAACAACAAACGCAAAUUUUGCAAAUUCAACCGUCCAAACAGAUCUCCAACCAAUUCAUACAAAACCAUCAACCCCAACAGCAGUUCAGUACUUUCACUCAACAACAACAACAACAACAGGCAUUCGUUCAACCACCUCCAGUGCAAUUUAUCCAACCACAACCUCAGUUCGUUCAACAAACGCCUCAAUAUUUCCGUGAAGAAGAUCGCGUCAAGCAGAUCCGUGACAAACAGCAAAUAAUUCAGAAACAUGAGCAGUUUGUGGCUAAGCAAUACCAAAAACAACUGAACAAAGUCAAACAACAGCAUGAAGAAUUUUUAGCCAAACAACGCCAGAUCAAAGAGCAAAGCAUCACCAAAAAUCGGCCAACUAAUGUCGAAUACUCUCAACAAAUCACCAGAAGUCGUGCCGUACAUCCAUACGAAUCCGGAACAUUCGAACGAGCGGUUAAAGUCUACCAUGAAACUCAUCCGACCUCACCAAAGCCAACAACCACUACAACAUCCACAACAAAUGGAGCUUCAGUCAAAAAGCGAAAACAGGCCAAAGGUGAAAUCUCUGACGAAGAACUGGAAGAAUUUUUGAAAAAUCAUCGUCAAAAAUUGUACAGUGAAUUGAAGCAGGAGGUUGAGAGCGGCAAGUCAGCCAAAGGUGGUAAAUCUAAGGUUAAAUCGACAAAGGCAUUGGGCAGAGAUGAUUUGUUAAAACAAUUGAAAUUGGCCUUAGCCGAUGCACCUCAAGAUCUUGGUAACAGUACUUACUCCAGCAUGGACGUUGUAUUACCAGAUGGUCAAAAAGUCCAAGUGAUCAGAACGAGUGAUCCAAGUUUGAUACAAGGAGCAACACCUUUGGACGGUGGUAAUGAAUUCUUAGGACAGCCCGAACGAUUAGUAUCAGCCUCGACACCACAACCAGACGUUAUCAAUCACGAAGAACUUCUGAAAGGUUUUUCCCUGCCACCGGGAGCGAAUUUCGAGGUCGUUAAACAAGGAUCUGACGGUGCUUUACAGCCCGUUGGAAAUGUGCCAACACAAAAGAAAGUUACUUUUGUUUACUUGGAGGAACAAAACGACGGAAGCUACAAGGUUCAAGGUGUCAAGGCUAAUGGAGACAAAGAAGCUAAAACAAAGGGAGCUGAGGUCGAUAGCAUUGUUAAAAGAAUCAAAAACGGAGAAAUUCAACUUCCACCGCCAUCCAAUCGAGUUGGACUUAGUACGAUUGCUGUAACAUCCACAACCAGUUCACCAAACAGUCCAGUUCAUGUUAUACCAUUAAGCACAGUAUACGAAACAAACACGGCCGCUUACUCGUCUAGUCCCAGUAGUACGCCCAGUCCGACCGUUCACUUCCGCAGUUCUGUGUCACCAUAUUCUACCCUAGCUACUAUUAACAGCGAAGAAACAAUUAGACUUACCGCAUCGCCAAGCUCCCAUUUCCCCAGUUCAACUCCAUCGACACUCAGCACAUUCCAAUCAACAUUCGCCAGUUCUCCCGGCUCUAGUUCCUCUUUCGCCAGUUCAGCUAGCACAUACGAUGCAUCUGUAUCACCAGCCAUCAAUUCAGUGACUCCAUCAUAUGAAUCGUCGCAGGGAUCAACGACACGUUUCCAUCUACCCACGGUUUCUGCAGAGCCACAAACAGACGCGAUCAACAAUAACAACGAAUUCAGUUCAAUAUUGAAGAAUAACGGACUACACGCAAUGGCCAAGUAUCUCAAGCAAUCGGGCUUGGAUUCCAUCUUAAACGAAACGGGACCGUACACAGUCUUCGUGCCGACAGAUAAGGCGUUCAAAAGUUUAUUGGUUCAAUUGGGCGGUCCUGAACGGGCUGAAGAAAAGUUCAAAACAAAUCCACGAUUACUGAGCGGGCUUCUAUUACAUCACGUGAUUCCCGGAUCGUUUGAGAUUGCAUCGCUGCAAGACGAGAUGACGGGCGUUUCUUUAGCUGGAACUCAAUUGCGAGUAAACCAAUACAACAUGCACGAUGCUGAAUGGAAUGAUAUAAAGAUUACAACAAUCAAUGGUGCGAUGAUUGUGCCCGACAAAAACGACAUAACGAUCCCGCAAGGCAUAGCCCAUGCAGUUGAUCGCGUUAUGUUCCCUCUACCAGUUGGUGAUAUUUUGCAGACACUACAAUCCGAUCGAGAGCACAGAUUCACAAUAUUCUUGAAGGCGCUGUUCUCAUCUGGCAUUUCAGAAAUCUUACAAAAUAAAGAUUUAGGCGCAAAGACGUACAGUGUUUUUGCUCCAAUUGAUGCAGCGUUCUCGAACCAGACUCAAGACGAAAUCAACAUUAUGGUCAACGACAAGGAAACGGCAACGAAACUUGUUAUGAAACACAUUACACCGGGAACUCUAUUCUCAGCCGGUAUGCGUUUCUAUCAAGUGAAAGACUCUCUAACCGGCGGUAAGCCCAUCACACUACAGAAGACUAGUGGAGGCAAAAUCAAAGUCAAUGAAUCCCAGAUUAUCACAUCAAACAUACCUGCAACGAAUGGCGUUAUUCAUGCAAUCGAUACACUGUUAUAAUUACAAAAAUGCCCAAUUCUCUAUCAUCAUUCAUUUAACAUCCCCCCCAAAGUGCUCAGUUGUAUUAAGUUUAUAUUCGGAAGCUGUUCGAACAUAACAAAAGCUUAACGAGUAAGAAAAUGAAAAGCUUUUCCAUCGAUGAUACACUAUCGCCAUCUGUUAGUAUGUAGUGUUUAUGUUGUAAAUUAUUAUUUAUCGAUUCAACUACUCAACACGGCGAAAAUACGGUCGUGUUGUGAGCGGAAUCAAAGAAUUUUUUUUUGUUAAAUUAAAAAUGAAUGCAAAAGCAGAAUGAAUCGGAAUCAGGUGAAAUGCAACGUUGUUCAAUCUGCACAAUCUUCAAUAGAAUUAUAAAUAUUUGCCUUCACAUUCGAUUUAGUGAAAAGAAAACUAGACUUAACGUGGAACUAUUGGUACUUUUAGUUGGUAUAGUUGAAUUUUUGAUUGUAAUAAAGUUCAUCUGAGCGAUUGUAUAUUACAAUUUAUAUUAAACCAUUUACUUGUACAGGAGAACCAAAUCUACAAAAUGAAAGAAAAUAAAGAAUUUGUUACAA